Populus nigra (black poplar) is the source of this 1986-nucleotide messenger RNA. RefSeq names its product DCD domain-containing protein NRP-B-like. NCBI's taxonomy places the organism in Eukaryota, Viridiplantae, Streptophyta, Magnoliopsida, Malpighiales, Salicaceae. The transcript is spliced from 5 exons. Gene Ontology annotation, biological process: response to endoplasmic reticulum stress. Bases 429 to 1601 code for a protein of 390 amino acids. The record is from RefSeq and is a predicted model, not a curated record.
AGUAAAAAACAUAGAACCGUAAUAACAAGCAAGUCCUUUGUCACAAACCAGCAAUCUUGGUGUUUACCCCAUCUGUAAACAUUAAUAUCAAAACCCCUUUUGCAGUAAUUGAUUUGUUACACGCAGUAUACUGUUUUGACCGAUUAAACUCACAAAUCUUUUGUAGCUUUCCUCCUUGACAAAUCCACACGCAAUCUUGAAAGUCAUAUAAAAUCCUAGCCAUUUCCAGGAAAUUUCCACACUUUUAACCUAAUCUUCACCUAUUAAUACUUCCUUUUCUCCUUUUCAUACAUCAAAAUCCAAAACUCCCACCUCUGUUUUCUUCCCUGCUCCUUACAUUUUCUUUACUUUAAAACUUUUAUAUUUCUAUCAAUCCUCGAAAACCCAUUUGCCUUUUUGUUUGUCUUUGAAGGGAAUUGAAGUAAGAAAUGGAGAACAACCGGCAAUCAUUUUAUCAAUUCAGUGAUCAACUGAGGGUGCAGACACCAAAUUUAGCUAAUCUGUCACUCAAUGACUCAAUUUGGAGCAAUUCAUAUGGAUCUAAGAGGCCAGAUCAAAGGAGGAAUUUUGAUAUCAGAGUUGGUGCUGAAGUUAACAAUCUGAAGCAAAAGGGUUCUGAUUUGAAUAGUUUCAAUGAUGGAUGGAACCCGAUUAGUGAUUUGAAGCCAAAGGGUUCUGAUAUGAAUCUUUUCAAUGAUGGAUGGAACCCUGUUAAUGAUCUGAAGGCAAGAGGGUCUAACUUGAAUCUGUUCAAUGAAGGGUGGAAUUCUGUCAAUGAUUUGAAGCCAAAAGGAUCUAACCUGAAUGUGUUCAAUGAUGUAUAUAAUCUGAAGCCAAAAGGAUCUGAUUUGAAUGUGUUCAAUGAUGGAUGGAAGAUGGGGUCUAGUGCCAACAAUUAUGGUGUUAGUCCAAUUGGACCUAUGGGUCAAGUUGUUGGUGGAUCUCAAAAAAACCUUGGGGUCAAUGGAGGAUUCAGUAAUGGGAUCUAUUCAAAGAACACUAACAUCCAUAACAAUAACCUUAAUAUUAGUGUGAAGGGUAGCAAGAACAAAGGAGAUGAUGAUUUUGGAAGCAAGAGUGGCAAAAAGAACAGCAACAAGAAGAGCAACAGUAACGAUAAUAAUGAUAAUAAGAGUGCUGCUGAUAAGAGGUUUAAGACACUACCACCAUCUGAGUCUCUGCCUAGAUAUGAAACAAUUGGUGGAUAUAUCUUUGUCUGCAACAAUGAUACCAUGGCAGAGAAUCUCAAGAGAGAGCUUUUUGGUUUGCCUCCCCGAUACCGCGAUUCAGUGAGGCAGAUCACUCCGGGCUUGCCCCUUUUCCUUUACAACUACUCCACUCACCAACUCCAUGGAGUUUUUGAGGCUGCAAGUUUUGGAGGAACAAACAUUGAUCCCUCAGCCUGGGAAGACAAGAAAUGUGCUGGGGAAUCACGCUUCCCUGCUCAGGUGAGAGUUAUGACAAGGAAAGUUUGCGAGCCACUGGAAGAGGACUCUUUCCGGCCAGUUCUCCACCAUUAUGAUGGCCCUAAGUUCCGCCUCGAGCUCAACAUACCAGAGGCGUUGUCUCUCCUGGACAUCUUUGAAGAACAAAACCCUUGAAAACAUGACUCCAUGCGGGCAUACAUACACACAGAAAGUGAAAAAGGAAGAGUUGAAAACAGAGUAGAAGAUAAAGAAUAGUUGUUUGGCUUCAAUUUACUAAAGUUUUAAGGAGGGUUUGGAGAUGAAUUAUGGGAAUAGGAAAGAGGCUGAAAAUGAAAUGAAUCCAGGGCGAUGUAUAGUCUUUUCGAAUGGAGGCUGUUUGCCCUCUUUCUCUGUUCUCUAGCUUGUCGUAUAAAUAAGUACUACAAACAAACAUAAAUGAGACUUCUAUUUAAGUUGUUGUUGUAAUAAAGGAUGUAUUGUUGUUUGGAUUUCUUUCCAUUUGCAUAAGAAGCAAUGGAAAUAAAUGGUACCACUAAAGAAAGAGAUGACUUUAAGCUCA